AUGGCCUUUCAGGAACUCCUAAAUCAAGUAGGAGGCCUAGGGAGAUUCCAGAUCCUUCAGAUAGCUUUUGCUCUCUCCCUUUAUGGCCUUAUUUCAUCUCAUAUUAUAAUGGAGAACUUUACUGCAGCCAUUCCUAGUCAUCGGUGCUGGGUCCCCAUCCUUGACAAUGAUACUGUCUCUGAUAAUGACAGUAGGAUCCUGAGUCAAGAUGACCUCUUGAAGAUUUCCAUCCCCUUAGACUCUAACUUGAGACUGGAUAAGUGUCGUCGUUUUGCCCAACCACAGUGGCAUCUUCUUCAUUUGAAUGGCACUUUCUCCAGUGUGACAGAGCCCAACACUGAGCCCUGUGUGGAUGGCUGGGUGUAUGACAGGAGCAACUUCCUUUCCACCACUGUGACUGAGUGGAACCUGGUGUGUGAAUCUCAGAUACUGAAUUCUGUCACUAAAUUUUCAUUUAUGAUUGGCCUAUUUAUAGGAGGUAUCAUAUGUGGCCAUCUGCCAGACAGGUUUGGGAGGAAGUUAAUUUUAAUAUGUGCUUUAUUACAAAUAGCCAUCAUUGAAACCUGUGUAGCUUUUGCUCCCACCUUCCUCAUCUACUGCUUACUUCGAUUCCUGGCAGGAAUGUCUGUGGAACCCAUAUUCGUAAAUAGUAACUUGCUCAUGUUUGAAUGGACAAGUACCAAAUUCCUAUCCAUGGUGGUAGUGCUUUCAAUUUGUGCUACUGCUAUUGCAAAUAUGAUAUUGACAGGCCUGGCUUUUUUCUUUCAAAACUGGCACCACCUCCAGCUGGUAAUGUCUGUACCACUGUUCUUCUUCCUUAUACUCACAAGGUGGCUGUCAGAGUCAGCUCGGUGGCUGAUUGUGACCAACAAACCUGAGAAGGGCUUAAAGGAACUUAAAAAAGUUGCACGAAUCAACGGAAUGAAGGAUUCUGGAGACACCCUAACCAUGGAAGUUGUGAGAACAAGUAUGAAGAAGGAACUUGAGGCAGCAAAGACAAAACAUUCUCCAAGAGAAUUGUUCCACACUCCAAUCCUACGUAAGCGGAUAUGUCUCCUGUCCUUUAUGAGACAUUUAUUUACACUAUCAAUUUUUGGUCUGGCAAUUCACCUUCAACACCUGACUGCUAAUGUUAUCCUGUUGCAGUUUCUCAUUAGUGCAGCGUCCAUACUAGUCAGUAUUGUUGGACAUCUUGUACUUAAUCACAUGGGCCGUAGAAUAACCCAGCUGGUUAUCAUGCCCUUGAGGGGAAUCUUCAUUCUGAGUGCUGCAUUCAUACCUCAAGAAAUGCAGAUUCUACGUACUGUUAUGGCCACAUUGGCAGGAGCAAUUUCUCCUCUAUGUCUGAGUGUUGGUCGUCUUCAUACAAAUGAGCUACUCCCAACCACAUUAAGGGCAACAGGUAUGGGAGUCAUUGGGAUGUUUGGUAAUACUGGAUUAUUCCUGUCCCCACUGUUCAUGAUGCUAGCACCAUACUCUGCCAUCUUGCCCUGGAUCUUCUAUGGAGGCUUCUCUAUCCUCACUGGGUUUAGUGUAUUAUUUCUUCCUGAAACCAAGAAUAAGCCUCUUCCUGACUCCAUCCACGAUAUAACAAAUGAUUGGAAAGAAUCAAGACAAGCAAAGAAGGAGGAUCCCAUCAUUAAAGUCACAAUGUUUUAA
Molecule: messenger RNA, 1659 nt
Organism: Apodemus sylvaticus (European woodmouse)
Lineage: Eukaryota; Metazoa; Chordata; Mammalia; Rodentia; Muridae
Product: solute carrier family 22 member 27-like
Exons: 10
Coding region: 1-1659 (552 amino acids)
Biological process (GO): transmembrane transport
Cellular component (GO): membrane
Molecular function (GO): transmembrane transporter activity
Source: RefSeq, a predicted model, not a curated record